UACUCUGGGUGAAAGGCAAGAGGAAAUGCCAUGCCAGCGCCCUGGUGCUCAAAUUUCUCUACGUGUAGACUGCUGUUAAAGGAGCCGUUAGGCCUACUACUUCCAUCUAGCUCUCUAGUUGGUUUAUAUGGUUAUAGUACGAUAUGUGAGAGAACAUGCUGUUACAUUAGCGUUUGCUUAAUCGACUGGAUCCUGAAACUGCUCACAGCCGGAGUGUCUCCUCCUACCGCUGAUCUGAUCUGACAGUCUCCGCAGCACAGGCAGACGGUGCUGGCGUGGAUAACGUUACCUGAAAAUGCGCUGAAAAGGGUUAUAGCAAGCACACUUUAUUUGGAUGAUAUAGAAUAUGCAAGAAUGUGUUGCCCUGCUCUUCUUCUGCCGCUGAGAGCCCAAAGCUCCCCGGAUCAAGUGAAAAAACCCAGGUGGUAGUGACAUGGUUACCAUCAGAUCGGAAAAUAUGGCACCUCAGCAAUCUUCCAGCAUGGAGGAGCAGUCGGGGGAGCUAUGUGAGCCUGAAUCUGAGGAGGGAGAAAAACAAGGAACAGGACCCCCUUCUGAUCAAGCUCAUCCAGUUGGCUAUGAUGCUCCAGAUGGAGGCUGGGGAUGGGUGAUCCUAGUGGCUACUAUCCUUGUCUUAGCUCUGACUCUGGCCUUCCCCUCCUGCAUUGGCAUCUUCUACUUAGAUCUUCAGGAAGAAUUUCAAGCCAGUAACAGUGAGACAUCUUGGGUGCCAUCAAUAAUGACGGCAGUUCUGCAUGCCGGAGGUCCUCUGUGUAGUGUUCUGGUGGAACGCUUUGGUUGCCGGGCGACAGUGAUGUUUGGGGGAGUGCUGAGUGGUUUUGGGAUGGUGGUCAGCUCUUUCUCACAUACCAUCGUUGACUUAUACAUCACCACUGGGGUCAUCACAGGUCUGGGUUUCUGUUUCAGCUUCCAGCCCGCUGUCACAAUACUUGGCCACUACUUUGUGCGCCGUCGUCCUUUUGCCAAUGCUAUGUCCUCCACUGGUACUGCUCUGGGUCUGUCUACAUUGCCCUUUUUAGGUGACUAUCUGCAGAGUACGCUGGGCUGGAGAGGGAGCUUUCUGGUACUCGGUGCUGUGCUGCUCAACUGCUGUGUUUGCGGAGCCGUCAUGAGACCGGUCAGGCCUCGCAAGCCCAGAAAGACAGAGGUGAUGAGCAACGGUCCCAGAACCCCAAGCAAAAAGGAAUGCAUGCUGGGGAUCUUUCAGAGUUUAGCAUCGUUCCUCAGAAAACACAUGGCCUUUGACCUCUUCUGUAGUAACCUGCGAUUUCGGGUGUUUUCACUGGGCAUCACUUGGAUGAUGCUGGGGUUUGUAGUGCCGCUUAUUUACCUGGUCCCGUACGCAUCAGCUCACAAAAUGGAUCCAAGCCGAGCUGCCCUGCUGCUCUCCAUCCUGGGCUUUGUCAACAUCAUUGUGCGGCCUCCCGCUGGAGUGCUCUUCAGUCUGCCCUGGUUUAAAGGUCGGCAUAUCUAUGUUUUCUCAGCCGCACUCCUAAUAAAUGGACUCAGUAAUAGUAUUUGCUGCAUUUCUGCAAGUUUCCCAGUGCUGUUAAUGUAUGUGCUGGCAUACGGACUGUCCAUGAGCGUGGUAGGCUCACUGAUGUUCACCGUCCUGAUGGACACGGUGGAGAUGAGUCGAUUCCCAUCUGCGCUCGGCCUGUUGUCUAUCAUGGAAAGCGUUACGCUCCUGAUAGGACCUCCUCUCGCAGGAAUCCUUGUGGACCGUACUGACCAGUACACAUAUGUGUUCCUGGCCUGCAGCAUCUCAGUGGCCUUAUCAGCUCUGUUCCUUAUGGUUUCCUUUUACUGGCUGGACUCCCGUGAUGCAGCCCAGAAGAACAGUUCACCAGGGUCUGGGUCUCCAGCUAAGCCUGCAGUCAAUUUGCCCAUGGACUGCCAGUACAGCAGUGUGCCUACAGAUGGGGACAAGACAAAUAAGCCAUCAUCAGAGUCAGAAAAAAUCACAAAUGUAUGACCUGGAUCUGAGUUAUUUAUGUCUUUGUAAUCGUGAUCCGUAUCAAGUACAAACAUAUGUUUCUUUGCCAUUUGUGACCCUGGACCACAAAACCA
Sinocyclocheilus grahami is the source of this 2091-nucleotide messenger RNA. RefSeq names its product monocarboxylate transporter 6-like. Gene Ontology annotation, biological process: transmembrane transport; monocarboxylic acid transport. The record is from RefSeq and is a predicted model, not a curated record. The transcript has 5 exons. Gene Ontology annotation, cellular component: basolateral plasma membrane. NCBI's taxonomy places the organism in Eukaryota, Metazoa, Chordata, Actinopteri, Cypriniformes, Cyprinidae. Gene Ontology annotation, molecular function: monocarboxylic acid transmembrane transporter activity. Bases 434 to 1996 code for a protein of 520 amino acids.